Molecule: messenger RNA, 2319 nt
Organism: Mugil cephalus (flathead mullet)
Lineage: Eukaryota; Metazoa; Chordata; Actinopteri; Mugiliformes; Mugilidae
Gene: tph1a
Product: tryptophan hydroxylase 1 (tryptophan 5-monooxygenase) a
Exons: 11
Coding region: 84-1526 (480 amino acids)
Biological process (GO): serotonin biosynthetic process; aromatic amino acid metabolic process
Cellular component (GO): neuron projection
Molecular function (GO): tryptophan 5-monooxygenase activity; iron ion binding
Source: RefSeq, a predicted model, not a curated record
CUCUUCGCUUAAACAGGACGUUAUUUAGAUAAUCCGCUUGCAGAAACUAAAUAAAAAGCUCCAAACGCGGCUGGCACUUUAACAUGUACUCAAAUAAACUCGAAGGACCGCGUAGAGGACGAUCUUUUGACUCCAUGAACAUUGGCUUUGAAGAGAAGCUGCUGAACAAUGAGAUAAACAAAUCAACUUUCACAAAAAUUGAAGAAAACACUGAAAAGAAGAACACGCCAGAGAAAGGAAGAGCAACAAUCAUCUUUUCCCUCAAAAAUGAAGUGGGAGGACUUGUGAAGGCGCUCAAACUCUUCCAGGAAAACCAUGUCAACCUAGUACACAUAGAGUCCAGAAAAUCCAAAAGACGCAACUCUGAAUUUGAAAUUUUCGUGGACUGCGACAGCAACCACGAACAACUGAAUGAAAUCAUACAACUUCUUCGGAAGCAUGUGAACGUGGUGGACAUGGAGCCUCCAGAUAACUCCUGUCUACAAGAAGAAGAUAUGUAUAACGUACCCUGGUUCCCAAAGAAAAUUUCUGACUUGGACAAGUGUGCUAACCGUGUCCUGAUGUAUGGAUCUGAGUUGGAUGCUGACCAUCCGGGUUUCAAGGACAAUGUCUACCGCAAAAGGCGAAAGUACUUUGCUGAUCUCGCCAUGGCCUACAAACAUGGGGAUCCCAUUCCUCGUAUCGAGUUCACGGAGGAGGAAGUGAAGACUUGGGGGGUUGUGUACAGGGAGCUCAACAAGUUGUACCCCACCCAUGCGUGCCGGGAAUACUUGAAGAACCUGCCACUGCUGUCCAAAUACUGUGAAUGUCGGGAGGACAACAUCCCUCAGCUGGAAGACGUCUCACGCUUCCUCAGAGAGCGUACUGGCUUCACCAUCCGGCCUGUGGCAGGUUACUUGUCCCCACGGGACUUCCUUGCUGGUUUGGCCUUCCGUGUUUUCCACUGUACCCAGUAUGUGCGGCACAGCUCUGACCCCUUAUACACCCCAGAGCCGGACACAUGUCAUGAGCUGCUGGGUCAUGUCCCACUGCUAGCAGAGCCCAGCUUCGCCCAGUUCUCUCAGGAGAUCGGUCUCGCUUCGCUCGGGGCUUCAGAUGACUCCGUUCAGAAACUGGCCACAUGCUAUUUCUUCACGGUGGAGUUUGGCCUAUGCAAACAAGAAGGGCAGCUGCGAGCAUAUGGAGCCGGACUGCUGUCAUCCAUCAGCGAGCUUAAGCAUGCACUCUCUGGAAAUGCAAGGAUAAUGCCUUUUGACCCAAAAGUUACAUCCAAACAAGAAUGCAUCAUCACGACAUUUCAGGAUGUCUACUUUGUGUCGGACAGUUUUGAGGAAGCCAAAGUCAAGAUGAGGGAGUUUGCCAAGACCAUCAAGCGUCCCUUCACAGUGCGAUACAACCCCUACACCCAGAGCGUGGACGUGCUAAAAGACACUCCCAGCAUCAACAGCGUAGUGGAGGAGCUCCGGCACGAGCUCGAUAUUGUCGGUGACGCUCUGAGCCGGCUCAACAAACACCUGGGAGUCUGACGGUUCAGUUGAAGUCAUCCACCUACAGUCCACCAUUGCUCUCUGUGUCAUCCCCAGCGCCGCUGUAAAGAUAUUGCUUGUGUAUUGACCCUGUCAUUAAAAUGAAUGCACGACACUUUUUGGCAAAAUGCGCAGUUGUCUCCAUUGCAUGGUAUGUGGAUUAAACUAUAUUUACAGGUGCUUUAUGUAUGUUUAGCUGCUAAAAUCAGUAACUUUCAAAAACCCAAAGAGCUGCUUAAUCUAAGGCACGAUUUUGCUUCCGCUGUACUUCUCGACUGAUAUCCGUACCGCAAAAAAACAAUAAAUCAUGUGCUCCCAGCUGUUACAAACACAUAUGUGGUUUUCGUCCGCCUGUUGUUAACUCUGCCGUUGUAUAUGAUCAUGUGAAUUUUUUUUGUAAUUCAAUUUGUAAUUUCUUUCUUCUCCUUCACAUUUAAUCUUCCUCACUUCAGUGAUAUGUAUAAAAACGUACCUUGUUUGUAUUGUUUUUGGUGUAUGUAUCAUGUUCCUGUUUUUGUGUGCUGUUCGAGGGAAAUUGUGAAAGUGGAAACUUUAACUAACUAGUAUUAUAAGAAUGCUUUCAUGAUUGAUUCUGACCGAUUCGGCCCCUGUACGCAAUUUAUUUUACGGUGAUGAUUUUUGAAUACUUCCUCUUGAAGUGAAUAUAUAUAUAAAUGUAGUACUCCUGAAAUCAAAAUAUUAUUUUUCUACUGUAAAGAAAUAUAGACAUUAGGAGUAGAAUAUGUAUCAAACUAAAACUAAUUCAAAUAAAAACAUCCAUUGUGUCUUCAAA